Molecule: messenger RNA, 1124 nt
Organism: Culicoides brevitarsis
Lineage: Eukaryota; Metazoa; Arthropoda; Insecta; Diptera; Ceratopogonidae
Product: transmembrane protein 179
Exons: 2
Coding region: 168-875 (235 amino acids)
Source: RefSeq, a predicted model, not a curated record
GUUUUGAUUGCAACGCAAAAUUCAAUGAAAAUUGUCUUUUUUUCUCAAAAUUUGAUGAAAUUGAUGCAUUUUUUACGCAUCUAAGAGCCUAUUUGUGUAAAAAAUUACCCGCCAAAGAGAAAUAUUACAGGAGAUACAGAUUUUUGCAUCUAUGAUUCAUCGGUAGAAUGGGCUUGACAAACGUUCUCACUCUCAGCCAAAUUGCUGGUCACGUAAUUGCUUUCAUCCUCUCGAUAUGCAUCACAAUUCCCAUGAUCGUGCAUUUGCGGCAAUUUGACGGGCAUUGUUUGCUCUUUACAACCGGUCAAUGGCAGGAAGACGACGGAUUGUUCAAAGCUUCGUGGGCUUCGAAAGCAUAUUGCAACUUUCCCAUUGUCAUCGGCUUCAUUUUGUGCAUCACGAGUCUCACACAAAUCUAUCGUUUGUCCCUCAUAAUCCGUAACGAGGUAGAAAGUUCCUUUUUUGGGCUCUUCAUGGACGUUUUUAUCGCCAUCAACUUGUGUGCACUUGUUGUUGUCGCCGCCGUCAUGAUUACCCUCGGAUUUAUCGUUUGGUGUUCCGACAUGACGCAACGUUUUCCCUCGUGUGACACUGCUGAUGGGCAAAAUAUCACAAAUACGAACAUAACGAACAUCAAUACGAACGGAUUUUACAUUGAAAUGGGCACAGCGCAGUUUGGGGCAUGGGGAUCGUUCGCAACGUGGGUUGGAUUGUCGAUGUUUGCGUUGCUAAAGUUGAUCAACAAUCAUCAAGUGACGAAUAUGCGGGUGUCAAUGUACUUGGAACGACAACGGUUGGUGAAUGAUGGCGUUUAUUCCGAUAGUUUGACGGAACCGCCAGCAGCUAGUCUCAUGGGGGGACAAAAUGACGAAUGAAAUUACGAGAUGCGGGGCAACAUUUCUUUGUGAUAAACGAGUGUGGGGAUGAUCUUAGUGAUCAACAUCAUAUUAAUGUCUGAUUUUUUUCUUUUUUGUAAAAUUAUUAAAUAAUUACUAAGUUAAAUGAAUUCAUUAUCCAAAAAAAUUAAUAACUAUAUAUUAUUAACGGGUUUUCUUUGAUAAAAAGACACAAAAUGGAGAUUUUUGAUUAUUUCUCAAAAUAAAAAUCAAAUAUAUUCACAAUAA